Molecule: messenger RNA, 677 nt
Organism: Rubroshorea leprosula
Lineage: Eukaryota; Viridiplantae; Streptophyta; Magnoliopsida; Malvales; Dipterocarpaceae
Source: the annotation of a GenBank genome assembly
AAAUUUUCAAGAACAAAUAAGUUUGAACUAGGGACCUAAUUGUAAGAAAAUAUUAUUAGUGAACCUAAUGGAAAUUUGUGUUAAAAUCAAGGGGCUUAAAAGAGGAAAUUUUGGAUAAGGAUGGCUUAUUUCUUUCCUUCUUCUUUCUUCUUCUUCAGGCCGGGUGCUUCUGCUCUUCCCGACCCUGCUGCAGCCCGAAACAAAAAAAAAAAAAGGAACCAAGCAAGCCGACAGCCAUCCCUUGGAAAAAACCGGUAGAAGCUUGAGAUUUUCCCUUCUUUUCUUGCUCAAUAACAAGUUUUAGGACUUAAAACUCUCUCCCUCAACCCAGAAAUCCCAGAUCUGCUCUGCUUCUUCCUCCCUUGUCCGUCGGUUUCUGCUAUGUGGGUUUGAAAUUCUGGGCUUUUUCCGCCUCUCUCACCGCCAGAACCGGCUUUGCUUGCUGAAUUUUCUGGUAGUGAGACCUGACGCAGGGGGAGCCCGGGGGAGUGACGAGCUAGACGGCUAGGCAUUUUUGGACUUACAUUUUUGUAGCUAGGCCGUUAGUCACCCAUGCUUGACUUAGAAAUUUUUUUGUACAGAACUUCUUUAGUUUUAGUCAUGAUUGUAUAUAUGAAGUUAUAAAUUUUGUACAUCUUGACUGGUAAAUAUUUGGUAAAUAAAAUGGUGUAGAUUUG